This is a messenger RNA of Mizuhopecten yessoensis (Yesso scallop), 1521 nucleotides long. RefSeq lists its product as uncharacterized. The coding region runs from base 31 to 1521 and encodes 496 amino acids. The record is from RefSeq and is a predicted model, not a curated record. The transcript is spliced from 3 exons. NCBI's taxonomy places the organism in Eukaryota, Metazoa, Mollusca, Bivalvia, Pectinida, Pectinidae.
GAACUACUACAAAACACUGGAUAUGAAUUCAUGGUGCGAGCAGUUUACUCAGAUGGCUGUGACAGCGAUUUUAGCUGCAAGAGUGCGGAAAUAACAACAGGAUGCUCAAAGGUGUUUGGGAUCCUAAAGUACUGCAAGAAGAUAAUUGAUGGGCCACCAAGCGUUUACAGACUUCCUUUAGUUGAGAUACAGUCAUCAAAAGACGAUGAUCAAAAGACAAGAAAAUGUAGAUACGGAAACUCGACUUGUCUUCGAGAGAAAACUGUACUGAUGGUCGGCCCAAGAACAGGAGGGAAAACCACUCUAAUCAACGGACUUGUCAACCACAGUCUUGGUGUGAAAUGGGAACACGAGUACCGAUUAAAAAUUUCAGAUGAACCAGAAAUUACAUCUUCCAGCCUGGAAUCACCUACUGAAUGGAUCACAAGCUACAAACUACAUCCGGUCACGACAGACACUGACUUCAUUUUGAAUAUCAUAGACACCCCGAGCUUCCACGAAGGACCAGAAUCGGUUGAAAGUAACAAGAAUCUCGUUAAACGUCUCAAAUUCUUCCUGUCCACCAGAGGUCCCAAGGGUAUGAAUGGAAUAGAUGCUGUUUGCUUCGUCAGUCAGGCCAAUCCUGUCACAUUUAGCGGUAUUGACAAGGCCUUUAGCGACAUACUGGAUGGCAUUGUGUCCUUAUUUGGAGACAACAUGCAUGGGAACAUAAUUCCUAUGCUGACGUUUGCCGACGGGAAAGAGCCAUCCGUGCUUAAGAUCCUCUCAACUGUUGGGGUCCCGACACAGCGUUUCUUUGUCUUUAACAGUUCGACGCUCUUCCCACCGUACACUGAAGACGCUCUACUUGGAAAGACUUCGUGGAAAUUAAGCUCAAGAGGAUUUGAAGGAUUUUUAAACCAUCUUUCAAACAUGAAACCCUGCCCAGCGUUCAAGACCACUCCGAUGACAACAACACAGCCCAAUGAAAAAUGGCAACAAGAGAAAAUGACACAUCUGCAGGAAAAUCGUAGAUUGGAGAUUAACGUACAACUCAUGAAUCUCGCGAACGUGCAGUCCGACAGAGAUACUGUGAAGAGCUUUGCUAUCGACAAAGAGCUCAACAACACGUCUACAUACGAUGAGAAGGUGUAUCGUCAAGAAAUCCCGCUUAAACCUGGCACGCGUGUUACCAACUGUAUCGUGUGCCAUACUACUUGCCAUUUUCCCUGCACAAUUCCGAUCAACAAUCGUAAAAAGCGCUGUGACGUUAUGAAAAAAGGCAAUUGUACAAAAUGCCAUCAGAAAUGCGUGUGGCACUUGCACAGGAACGAUACAUUUAGGAUAAUAAAAGUACAGGUUAAAACAGUAACAAGAACGUACGCUGACAUCAAAGCAAAAUAUGAAUUUAAUGUGGAAGAAAAUGUGUCAACCGACGCAAUGCUACAGGCCAUCACACGAGCAUUUGUGUCUCUGAUGGAGGUAGUGAUCUCCCUGAUCUCAAAGACAGUUAAAACCAGCAACAGCUUACAGAAGAUUUAA